Molecule: messenger RNA, 1325 nt
Organism: Drosophila busckii
Lineage: Eukaryota; Metazoa; Arthropoda; Insecta; Diptera; Drosophilidae
Product: ras-interacting protein RIP3
Exons: 2
Coding region: 71-1261 (396 amino acids)
Molecular function (GO): metal ion binding
Source: RefSeq, a predicted model, not a curated record
UUUCCAACAGCUGAUUAGGCACGCCGGCUAAAAUUCUUGUAAUUGACAAACAAAAACAAACGUUUUAAGCAUGGGUGUUUGCCGUUUUUUCCAACAAGGCACCUGUCGCUUUGGGACCAAGUGCCACAAUGAACACUUUGAUGUCAAACAAUAUAUACGAACAGAUAUCGAGUCCAGCAUGAAUGGCAAAAUGUGGCCACUGUCAGUAUACGGACCAUUUAAGGACAAGCCUAGCAUAUCGAACUUUAUAGAGGAUCAGUGCUUCGAAGAGAUCAGAUACAAGGCGUACGAAAGCCGAAGACAGAAUUGCUUUGAGCAGUAUCAGCAGCAAUUUUCCAAAGAGGUACAUGAGGCUAAUACAAAGAUGCAAAUGAUGCUGCAACUGACGCCAGAUAUAAUUGAUAUGAUUAUUAAGCUAUAUGAGGCGCCGGAGGGUGGGCAGACAGCGGCUGAUAACAAUAGCAAUAAAAAUCCCUUCGGCAUGAUGUCUGGCGGCAACCCCAGUCAGGCGAGCUCUAUAUUUGCUAAACCUACUUUGGGUGCCAGCGGUGGUAAUAUAUUUGGUGGUGCUACAACCAACAAUAAUAGCAUCUUUGGAAAUGCCGGCGGCAGUCAACAAGGCAGCAUUUUUGGCAACGCAGCCAGCACUGGUGGCAAUAUAUUUGGUGCACAGCAACCACAGCAACAGCCUUCUGUGUUUGCACAGCAGUCAAAUCCAUUUGGCCAAGCGCAACCUUCGAUAUUUAGUCAGGCACAACCACAGCAGCAGCAACAACAACAGCAACAUCCACAACAGCAGAUGAAUAUUUUUGCACAGGCGCAGACCACAGCGCCCGCUUAUAACGGUGGAAAUAUCUUUGCGCAGGCAGCUAAUCCACAAGCUACGCCGUUCGCUCAACCGUCUGUCUUUGGCACAGCUACACCCAACAUGCCAUCCUUUUCCCAGCCAGCGCCAGCAACUGGCAACAUUUUUGCGCAAGCAGCGCAGUCGACUCCAGCAGGUGGUUUCUUUGGUCAAGUAGCUGCUCCACCUGGCUUUCAGCAGCAUAUGCAAGCGGAGGCGCCACAAGAAAUGCACAUGCAACAACAACAACAACAACAACAGCAGCAGCAGCAGCUGCCACCACAGCCGCAACAAACUACAAGCGCAAUUUACAGUCGCAUGGAGGACGUAACACCAGAGGAGCUGGCUGCCUUCCAGGCGGAUCAAUUUUUGCCUGGUCAAGUGCCCUUCAAGCCGCCACCCAGAGAGCUUUGUUGAGUUAACAUAAAUUUAAUAUCUAAGUUUUCUGCAAGUCUAAUUAUAAUAAUAAAUAAAGCUAAAC